Messenger RNA from Echinops telfairi (small Madagascar hedgehog), 2069 nucleotides. It is a transcript of the gene NFS1, whose product is annotated as NFS1 cysteine desulfurase. The record is from RefSeq and is a predicted model, not a curated record. The transcript is spliced from 13 exons. Gene Ontology annotation, molecular function: cysteine desulfurase activity; pyridoxal phosphate binding. Gene Ontology annotation, biological process: [2Fe-2S] cluster assembly. Gene Ontology annotation, cellular component: mitochondrion; cytosol; nucleus. NCBI's taxonomy places the organism in Eukaryota, Metazoa, Chordata, Mammalia, Afrosoricida, Tenrecidae. Bases 57 to 1415 code for a protein of 452 amino acids.
UCUUAGGGCCACGGAUCGGUGUCGCUUUGGGUGGGAGACUGCCAUCUAUAUAUACCAUGUUGCUGCAAAUCGCCUGGAAGCGGGUCGUCCGGACCUUGGUGGCAACCCCAGCGUCGAAGUCCCGGGCGCCCGUUCGGGGGCUGCGCGUGCGCGUGGUACAUCAUGCUCCCUCAGAUACAACUCCUGCUCCAGAGGCAGAGACCGUGCUACGACCUCUCUAUUUGGAUGUGCAAGCUACCACUCCUCUGGAUCCCCGGGUGCUUGAUGCCAUGCUUCCUUACCUAGUCAACUACUACGGGAACCCACACUCCCGGACACAUGCGUAUGGCUGGGAGAGUGAGGCGGCCGUGGAACGUGCUCGCCAGCAAGUAGCAUCUCUGAUUGGGGCUGAUCCUCGUGAAAUUAUUUUCACUAGCGGUGCUACUGAAUCCAACAACAUAGCAAUUAAGGGGGUGGCUAGGUUCUAUAAGUCACGGAAAAAGCACUUGAUCACCACUCAGACGGAACACAAAUGUGUCUUGGACUCCUGCCGCUCACUGGAAGCUGAGGGCUUUCAGGUCACCUACCUGCCAGUGCAGAAGAGCGGGAUCAUCGACUUAAAGGACCUAGAGGCUGCCAUCCAGCCAGAUACCAGCCUGGUCUCAGUCAUGACUGUGAAUAAUGAGAUUGGAGUGAAGCAGCCCAUUGCGGAAAUAGGGCAGAUUUGCAGUUCCAGAAAGGUUUAUUUCCACACUGAUGCAGCCCAGGCCUUUGGAAAGAUCCCACUUGAUGUCAAUGACAUGAAAAUUGAUCUCAUGAGCAUCAGUGGUCAUAAAAUUUAUGGUCCAAAAGGAGUUGGUGCCAUCUACAUUCGCCGCCGGCCCCGUGUGCGCGUGGAGGCCCUGCAGAGUGGAGGGGGGCAGGAGCGGGGUAUGCGGUCUGGGACAGUGCCCACACCACUGGUGGUGGGGCUGGGGGCUGCGUGUGAGGUGGCACAACAAGAGAUGGAGUAUGACCAUGAGCGGAUCUCAAAGUUAGCAGAACGACUGACAAAGAAGAUAAUGAAGAGCCUUCCCAAUGUGGUGAUGAAUGGGGACCCUGAGCACCAUUAUCCAGGCUGUAUCAACCUGUCCUUUGCAUACGUAGAAGGGGAAAGCCUGCUGAUGGCACUCAAGGAUGUUGCCUUAUCCUCAGGCAGUGCUUGUACCUCUGCUUCCCUGGAGCCCUCUUACGUCUUAAGAGCGAUUGGCACUGAUGAGGAUUUAGCUCAUUCUUCCAUCAGGUUCGGCAUUGGCCGCUUCACUACAGAGGCAGAAGUGGACUACACAGCGGAGAAGUGCAUUCAGCAUGUCAAGCGUCUGCGAGAAAUGAGCCCUCUCUGGGAGAUGGUACAAGAUGGCAUUGACCUCAAGAGCAUCAAGUGGACCCAACACUAAAAGAGCAGCACGUGGCAAGGGCCUGGUCUUUCCUGCUUUACUGAACCACGCACACCAGACACCUUGUUACACCAAGAGGGUGUUCCUGAUUCAAACCAGAAUUGCUAUAGUCCAGUUGACUUCAGCAUCAGCCCACCUCCAAGACAGAAAUACAAGAGAACUCUUUCCCCAGCCUUGGCUCCUUUACUGAGAAAUAUUCCUUAUUUCUCUCCUGGAGUCUUCCUCUGGUCUUAUAAUAGGUGUGUAUUAUCAUCAUGAAACUGUAGGGAAAUUCAUCAUGAUACUACUGCUGGAUAAGUUUGUGUCCUUGAUGGGAAGAGAGCCAAAGAAACAAGAAGAAUGUUCUCUGGGACCCUAGUGCUCUACUUGGACAUUUGAGUUGCUACACUUUUGCUGCUGAGCUUGAUUGGCUCCCUCAAGAACACACAUAGUCAACUAAGAUUUUAUCCUUUUUUGUGUUUCCAAAGACCACCUCUUCUUAUUGAUUAUAGAUCAAACAGCAAGUUACUUAGAAGGCUUUGUCCUUCCUGUUCUUGUCCUCUUUCUUUUUACCUAACAGAGCUAGAAGAGGCCCAUUAUUAAAAUACAUUCGUUCCUUAAAAUUUGUUGAUUUACAUAUCAGAGAAAUAAAUUCACCUUCUAUAUGCUCUCUUA